Aaosphaeria arxii CBS 175.79 is the source of this 1079-nucleotide messenger RNA. RefSeq names its product thioredoxin-like protein. The transcript has 2 exons. The record is from RefSeq and is a predicted model, not a curated record. Gene Ontology annotation, biological process: regulation of G protein-coupled receptor signaling pathway. The coding region runs from base 221 to 1033 and encodes 270 amino acids. Lineage: Eukaryota; Fungi; Ascomycota; Dothideomycetes; Pleosporales.
GGGUCAAGGUCAAGGGCAAGGGCAAGGACGACCCAGGCACAGACAUCCAUCAGUCACACCAAAGACAAAGUCCACCGACCGCUGCUUUGCUAUUCACCUUGCAACAAACUCGCCAAACGCACACCCGCCCGGACUUGUUCCAUACACCAUACCAUACACACUCAUUCGAUCCUACAAAUACUUCCUCCCCCUCUGACACAUAUCACCCUUCUUUUUCACUAUGACUUCCACCUCCGCCCAAGACGAAUUCAACGAACUCAUCAGAGACAAAGACCGUGAAUCUGCCCACCCCGAAGACAGAGACCGUGACAGUGACCACUCUGACCCCGAAUCUGCUGGCGCCGACUACUACCCUGAGAAGCAAGACACUGACGACGAACUCGACAUUCCCAAAGACAUGCGUUCCAACUACUACCUCCCCUCCAUCCGCUCGGAGGCAAACACCGGCCCCAAGGGUGUCAUUGCGGAUGCACAUGCCUUCGAGCAGGCUAGGGAACAGGCAAAGAAGCAGGCGAGGCGCUUCACAUGGCGCAAGUCUACGCCUCCUAGCUCCUACACAUGGCACGACGAGAAGGGACAGUCGUCGGAGGACGAGGACAGCGAGGGGUUCCUCCAGCGCUGGCGUGAGGCACGGUUGAAGGAACUACAGAACGCAGGAGAGAGGAUACGAUCCCGCACAACCAGCCCCUCAAGGCGGAUAUACCGCAACCUCCCCGCCGUUGACGGUGAGGGCUAUCUCGAGGCGAUCGAGAAGUCGCCGCGGGGUACCACUGUGGUGGUCUUCAUCUACGACGACCUCUCCGACAUCUCUAUCGAGGUCGAGCGCUGCAUGCGUGAAGUCGCACAGCGCAACGAGCUUGUCCGCUUCGUCAAGCUUCACUACGAGGAUGCCGAGAUCGAGGGAGCCGGUGUUCCCGCCGUCCUCGCCUACAGAGAUGGGGAGUCGGUCGCUCAGCUCGUUCCCAUCAUCGACGAGCUUGCCGACGACUCUGAUCUCAGCGCAGUUGCCCUCGAGACCGUCUUCAGGCAGUAAGUACCCACCCACCUGUGCUGUGCCCCGUAAUGGUGGCACAGCAGCA